UCUUUUUAAAACACAAAAUGAGAAAGAAAAUGGCGAAGCAAGGGAGCGGAGGCAGGUGGCCGCGAUACGCCGUGCUCUGAGGUAUAUACGCGAAGUGGUAGAGCCGGCUUUUCGAUAUCUUUAUGACGGAUUCACAACAGCGCUUGAUCAUGAUCAGAUUAUAAAUGCUCGACUAUGAGCCUGCAGCGGUUCUAAGGACCUCCUCACCACGUCAUAAAUCCUUAUUUCCAUCACCAGAACAUUAUGCCUCUAACCCUUCUGCAACCAAAAACUGGUCGUGCCACCUUUUGGCAUGCUGGGAAACACCCCUCAACCAACCUCGAAAAUCCCCUUUGCCUUGCUUCUGAGUUGUGAAGAUCACGUUCCUGGCGCAGCUGCUUUGAGCGACUUGCCUGGUUGUCGUGUCCUAGAAUUCAGGCUUCCUGACGAACUUUCGCGAUCAGCCAUCCUGCGUCGCUGUCUUCUCUCCGCCUUACCAGUCGACUUCUUUCAAACCGGUGUUGCAGGAGUACUGGCCACAGCCUUCAAUAAUCGGAAGGACGUGCAGUCAAGUUCAGCAGUGUUGAAUAACGUCUACAAACAGUCUUCGAUGGAGAAGAAACUGAUAAAAGAAGGCUCGCGCAAAUGGCAGAAGUUGGAAACUAUCUGGAAGCUCAUGGCUGAGAAGUUAAGACUGCGACAACACAUUUAGAAAACCAAUUGUAAUUUCCACUGCUUAUUCCUGAUCCUGAUGCGUAUUUAAGUAGAUAGAUCUAUUGAUGAUACUAUGUAUAAUUUUCACCAAUUCUAAAACAAACCGCCGGAUUUUCCUUUGCAGACCUCGAGUGUGCGGCUGUCCGUGUCAUUGCUGCACUCUGCAGUCCUUGCACGGAUGAUUCCGGCUAUUCCUAUUCGGAUUCAGAACCGGACGAUUCUACAUUUUUUUCUGAAGUCGAAACACCAAAGCUUACCACAAGAGCUGAGGCACGCGUUUUCUCAACGACUAACGUUAAAGAGGACUCACUCUCACGACCCAAUUCUAGUACUAGUGCUAAAAAUCUCAUCAACGUCCUGUCCGUCAUCGACGCCGUAUUGAAAGAGGCACGGGCUUGCUACGUAGAGCAAAAGGGGACACAAACGAAUUUGGUGAAAUUGACUAGGAAGGAUAUCAGUUGGCGCGACAUAGGUGGAAUGGAACGCGCUAUAGAAGAGAUCAAAGCGUUGAUAGAAUUCCCCUUGUCGAAGGUUAUGGGUGUGAUGUUCUGUAGUUACUUUUGAUUCAAAUUCUUCUGAUUUAUUUCGCUGGCGAAAAUGAAGAUGAUGCUACUGCUCCUGGGUUGUUAGUACGUACUCCGAGGUAGGUAGUACCUACUUCUAGGUAGGUAGCAUAAGCGCUAUUUCUUUGAUCAAACUAGAAUUAGUCGCUUAUGAAGUCUUCACCAAAACCAAACAUCAUCGUCGAAACGUCUCUGUCUAAGUCAAGUUCCGAGCGUUACUUUGCAGGUAGCAAACCAAGGAGCGGCGCACUGCUUUUCGGACCUCCAGGAACGGGAAAGACUUUGCUGGCGCGAACAGUAGCUGCGGAACAAGAGUGCACUUUUAUAUCGGUGAAAGUUAAGAAGAACGGUACUUACUUAUAAUAACUGAAAAGCUCUCUCUAGAAGUAGCAUCUCUAUCUAGUAGUAGUAGUACAACACUCACCCACACCCUCUCUAAGAAAAGUCCCGAACUCCUCAGCAUGUACAUCGGCGAAAGCGAGCAUAAUAUUCGAAAAGUGUUUCUGCAAGCGCGUGAGGCUGUUCCUGCGGUCAUGUUUUUUGACGAGUUAGACUCUCUGGCUCCUGCAAGGGGAACGGGUUCUGAUUCUGGCGGUGUGAUGGAUCGCGUCGUCACCGCACUCACCACAGAACUGGAUGACAUGCCACCAAAAUUGUUUCUGCUAGCAGCAACGAAUCGCCCAGACCUGUUGGAUAACGGAUUGCUGCGUCCAGGCAGACUGGACCGCAAAAUUUACCUGGGCAUCAACCGAGAGGACAAGUACCCAGUGUUAUCCGCCUGUUGUCGAAACUUCGUCGUUAGAGGUGACGAAAUUAGUGGGACGAGUGCAGAGAAGGAGGGGUCAAAUUAUGACGAUUUUGUCUUUGAUGUCCUUUUUUUCGAAAGAGGAUGAGCUUCAUUCGCGUAGGAUUUUUCUGGUUUCCAGGAUAAGCUCACCUUUAUUAAGUAGCUUUUUUUACUCAGUUGUCCCACCCUCCUGCUCCUUCAUAUCUUGGAAGAUACGAGCAAAGAAGCAGUUCUGCGGGAGGUUGCCAAAACACUACCACCAGAAAUGUCGCCUGCGGACAUCGCGGGGUUGGCCCAAACAGCAGCAGUUGAAGCUCUCGGAGAGAGGGUGGCGUUUAUUCAAGAGGAUCUUUGUGUUACGGGAUCGGAUACCUAGUUGAUUGGACGAGAGCUGGGUAACUAUAGAGUGACAGAAAUGCGUGAGGCGCGGAAUCCUCUAAUAUCCGUGGCGAUGAGAAGCGCGUCACAGGAUUGCUCUUGCGAAUUGAAGCGCAUAGUACAGCAGUCGCGAGUGCUGGUUCUGAUGACCUCUCGACUGACAUGUGGAACCGGAUAGCUGAGCACGUACGUGGCGUCAAGGUAGAGCGAGAAGAGGAGUAUACACAAGGUACUUCUAGUUGUAAAUCAAAUUUUGUUGAUCGUGGUGAAGGAUCGUUUCUUGAAUUCUAAGGCCAAGGAGAUUGUUGAUCAUGGUGAAGAUAGCAGCACUCUUCAUCGUGCGAUAGAUCCAUAGUUAAAUCACAAUCUUCAUCAAGAAAACAUUAAAAUUGCUAAGCUGCAGCUGGCGAUUGACCGCCUCUCAUUUAUCGGAUGCUACUGAAGAAUGUCUCCGGGUGUGGUAAACCCAAAAACCAUCUUUUCCAUACCUCCCUCUCAACCCCUUUCAAUCCAGCCGCCAAGCAAGCUUUAGCACAAGCCUUGCUUCGCGUUGACGUGGGCAAGAGUCACCUUCUUCAAGCUGCGGCAAGUACUGUUUGUUCGGUGACGGCAAAAGAUCUUGAGCGAUACGAAGCCUUGCGAAAGGAAUAUGAGAACAUCUGAGACGAGCCGAACACGCGUAAGGACUAUGGGAACAUCUGAAUCCGAGGUCCGAUAGGAAUCAUCAGCUGCGAGUGAGCGCCGAGGCCAGACGACAUGGGGCGCUGAAGUACGACGGCGCUCAGAUCCGAGUACGACGGAGACGAAGGGCCGUCUGAGACGAUAAUAUUCCCACAAAUAUUUGCGGUUUUGCGUUGGCAUACUCACCAGUCGUCGUGUCUCAGGAUCUUCGGGAUUCCUGCUGCUUCUAGAAUCCUUCAUCUGGUGUCGCUCUCACCAGCGCGUCGCCGUAGUGCGUCACGAAGAGAACAACUAGAAGUGGCGCAAGUUUGCGAGGGCACAUAGCGAGUGAAUGACACAUAGCGAGAACCGGCUGAGAUUGGACUGGGCAGCAAGAAUAAUGCUUGAAGCACUGGAUCAAAUUCAAACAGCCAAUCAACACGUCAAGGCGCCACCAUGACCAUGACAGACCUUGUCUACCUACUUGUUCUUGUCAUACCUCUGGAUCCGCCGAUCCUCCGGUCAAGGGACAAUUUUUUUGAAAAAUGAACUGAUGGAACGGUUUUGAUUGCACAGAAGCAACAAAAAGUACAAAAGUCUUGCUACCCACUCAGUCAAUACGAUG
Amoebophrya sp. A25 is the source of this 3706-nucleotide messenger RNA. NCBI's taxonomy places the organism in Eukaryota, Dinophyceae, Syndiniales, Amoebophryaceae. The record is from the annotation of a GenBank genome assembly.